UUCGGCAGAGCAGUGGGCUGGCUUUAUCUGUGUGUGAGAAGAGCGCAGAGGAGAGCAGACCAGAAGAGAGGAGACCCCCUGUGCUGUGAUUUGACUACAUAAACAGAGCUCAGAGCCGUACCUCCUCCUGCGGACUCCCAGGACACUGGAGAUUAACCCUACAGUCCUGCACUUCAGAGGAAUCUAGUCCAAUCCUUAAAAACACAAUUGGCUGGAGACUGUUACUAGAGACCAUUACUGUUACUCUAAAGGCAACCAACCGCUGGAUAGAGCACUUCUUUGACAGAAAGAGAGAGAGAGAGAGAGAGAGAGAGAGAGAGAGAGAGAGAGAGAGAGAGAGCGAGAGAUAGAGAACUAGACACUCACAGAGACUGAGACUUGAUCAUGUUUUAGGAGCCAAGACAGCUGAGAACUGAUACACUGAAGAAUAAUUCUCUCCUGAAGCGUAUCACCAUGAGGAGUGUCAGAGUAUGCACUCUCCAUCUGACAACCAUUCUUACAGCUCUUUUACACUUCUGUCCUGAGUUCUGUUGCCUGGAGAUCUCCCCUAGCAACAGUGAAGUCGUCAUGGCAGCGGGUGACUCCAUAAUCAUUACCUGUACCGGCUGGGGGACGGUCGAAUGGAGGUUCAAGCGGGAUGACAAUGUUCCCUAUUUUGGAGUGGAGAACCAGAACACGACCAGUGUUCUCAUUCUGGACAAUGUGACAUGGAGCCAAACGGGAGUAUAUGUCUGUGCCGAGACUUGGACUGACAAGACUAUAGAGGUGGCAGUCUUUGUGCCAGACCCUGAUGUGUGGUUCAUUGAGAGUUUCCACGGCAUGGUGACCAAGACCAGCGAGGAGGGCAUCAUCCCGUGUGUGGUCACCAACCCCCAGAUCAACGUCACCCUCUACGAAAGAGACAGUGACAUGCACCUGAAGGGGGUCUACAUCCCAAGUGAGGGCUACAGGGCGCCCCUGGAGGACAGGACCUAUGUGUGCCGAGGAGAGCUGAACGGGGAGGAGAAAGAGUCCCAGGCUUUCUACGUCUUCAGCAUUGUUGUUCCGGAGAUGAUCGACGCCUACAUCAAUGCGUCUAAGACGGUGCUGAAGCAGGGCGAGCCUCUUACAGUGAACUGCACGGUGCACGGAGUGGAUUUGGUCUCCUUCUCCUGGGACUAUCCCAAUAGAGACGUGGACUCCAUUGAGCCUCUGACUGACGUCCUGUCAUCCCAGAAGAUGCGCUCACGCCUCAUAGUCUCCAAGGUGACGCUGGCCAACACAGGCCAGUAUGCGUGUCAUGUCCACGAGGGUGUCCAGGACCAGAGAGCCACAGCCAACGUCAACAUCACCAUCCUUGAACAAGGAUUCGUGGAGCUGAGGUCCAUCCAGGAUCGUAAUGUCUCAGCCCAGCUGCACCAGAACGUAGAGCUGAGGGUGGAGAUUGAAGCUUACCCCCCUCCACGUGUCCGCUGGACCAAAGAUGAUGCCACGGUCAAUGGGGACAAAGUCGUAGUCACCACGCAGGAGCAUGAGACCAGGUACGUCAGCACGUUGACCCUGGUGAGGAUCAGGACAGAACAGAAAGGCCUCUACACCGUUCACGUCGCCAACGGAGAUGAUACCAAGAAAUUGACCUUUGAUCUAGAGGUCAAAGUCCCCCCUCAGAUCACAGACCUGUCAGACCACCACCUCCCUGGGAAGAGGCAUGCAGUGACCUGUGUGGCUGAGGGGGUACCUUCCCCCACCAUCCAAUGGUUCAGCUGUGACAGCAUGCUCAAGUGCAGUAACCGGAGCACAGUGUGGCAGCCCCUAGUGUCAGACCCCGAGACCCUGAGCGUCCAGACCAACGUCAGCUUCAACGAGAGCCGUAAGGUGGGCCAGGUCCGCAGCCAGGUCAUCUUCCACAAGCCCCAGCAGGUGAGCGUCCGCUGCGAGGCUAGCAACGAGAGAGGACUCCGCAGGAGGGACGUCAAACUGGUGUCCAGCACUUUUUUCUCCCAGGUGGCAGUGUUGGCUGCGGUUCUAGCCCUGGUAGUCAUCGUCAUCCUCUCCAUCAUCAUCCUCAUCGCUGUGUGGAGGAAGAAGCCUCGCUAUGAGAUCAGGUGGAAGGUGAUCGAGUCAGUGAGUCUGGACGGACAUGAGUACAUCUACGUUGACCCCAUCCAUCUGCCCUAUGACCUUGCCUGGGAGAUGCCCCGAGACAGCCUGGUGCUGGGUCGUACUCUUGGGUCCGGAGCAUUCGGCAGGGUGGUCGAAGCAACCGCGUAUGGUCUCGGUCAUUCCCAGUCCAGCACGAAAGUGGCAGUGAAAAUGCUCAAAUCCACGGCUAGGAGGAGUGAGACCCAGGCUCUAAUGUCAGAGCUGAAGAUCAUGAGCCACCUGGGGCCUCACCUCAACAUUGUCAACCUGCUGGGGGCCUGCACCAAACAGGGCCCUCUCUACCUGGUGACAGAGUACUGUCGCUAUGGAGACCUGGUGGACUACUUACACAAGAACAAGCACACGUUCCUGCAGUACUACCUUGAAAAGAACCAGGAGGACUCUGGCUGCCGCAUCUCUGGAGGGAGCACUCCUCUCAGCCAGAGGAAAGGCUACGUGUCAUUUGGCAGUGAGUGUGACGGUGGUUACAUGGACAUGAGUAAGGACGAGCCCACAGUGUACGUCCCCAUGCAGGAGCUGAAAGACACCAUCAAAUACGCUGACAUCCAGGCUUCUCCCUAUGAGUCUCCCUAUCAGCACGACCAUUACCAGGAACAAGACCAGACCAUAAUGGACCCUGCCCUGUUCAUCAGUGACUCUACCACCCUCAGCUAUACUGACCUCAUCGGCUUCAGCUACCAGGUGGCCAAAGGCAUGGAGUUCCUCGCCUCCAAGAACUGUGUCCAUCGUGACCUGGCCGCCAGGAACGUGUUGAUCUGUGAGGGGAAACUGGUGAAGAUCUGUGACUUUGGCCUAGCCAGAGACAUCAUGCACGAUUCCAACUACAUCUCCAAAGGCAGCACAUUCCUGCCCCUGAAGUGGAUGGCCCCAGAGAGUAUCUUCCAUAACCUGUACACAACCCUGAGUGACGUGUGGUCCUACGGCAUCUUGCUCUGGGAGAUCUUCACCCUUGGAGGAACCCCUUACCCUGACCUUCCCAUGAAUGAGCUGUUUUACAGUGCCUUAAAGAGAGGCUAUCGCAUGGCCAAACCUAACCACGCCACAGACGAAGUUUAUGAAGUGAUGCAGAAGUGCUGGGAUGAGAAGCAUGAGAAGAGGCCAGAGUUCUCCUUUCUGGUGCACACCAUGGGGAACAUGCUCACUGACAGCUAUAAAAAGAGAUACUGCCAAGUCAACGACGAGUUCUUCAAGAGUGACCACCCGGCCGUGGUCCGAACCAAACCCAGGCUCUCCUCCCCCUUCCCCACCCCAGCCAUCACCCCCUACACUGCCCCUGACACCCUCCAGGACCUCAACCCCUACCCCCUAACUGGAGACUUUAGACCGGAGACAGAUGGAGAGGAAGUGACGACCUCCUACAACGACUACAUCAUUCCCAUCCCGGACCCCAAGCCUCACGAGGAAGUCUUCUCCGAGGCCAACAGCAUGCCAAUGGAAAGCCCCGUGAGCUCUCUGGCUCUGGAGGAUGAUGAGGCUGAUUCCAUCUCCCAGGAGACAGCAGAGGCAGACACCAUUCCAGAAGAGGAGGAUCUCCAUGCCAACCAGGCUCUGAUUCCACUGGAAUCUUCUGGAACACCGGAAGUGGAAGACAGCUUCCUGUAGACCUUUAAGAAACUUGGUGAAUGUAUAGCAACAUUCCUGAAUAGCUUUAGUGUGGAGAUGGGAAACUUUGAUGGGGGUUGGGGCCACAUUUUUUUUACUAAUCAUGAGGGUCCGCAGUGGCUUGCAGGUCUGCGUACACACAUCCCUACCCACAAAUGCAGUCAGAGCCGGUACUAGUUAAUUUCCUGCCGCCAGUUGGCCAUCCCUGCUUUAGUGGUUUAAGACAACAUGUUGCGAUUUCAAUGAGAAGCUAACCCUAACAACAUAAACAAUUCCAACUGCUUAAGCAAAUAUUUCACAACUGGUACUUUCAAAAUAAUUCUGUGCUGAAAAUCAAUUGAAAAUCAAUAAUUACAAUGAGAGAGUGACAUAUAUUUAAUCAAUGAUGAUUGUUGAUUGAUGAUGAUUUUAAUUAAUCUAAUCAAUGCAAAAUACUCCAUAUUGAAGAGAAGGACCAUUUUCAAAGCCUUCACAUAAUAAUGAAGAUGGAAAAAAUACCAGUAUCACAUAAGAAUAAAAAUGUACAUCAGGAAAUUCAUGAUUUUAAAAUACACUUGUAUUAUGGUCACUAUUGCAAUGUUUCUAUGGGGAUUUGUCUAGUCAUUUUUCCUUUUACAUGUGUUGUAUUUUUAUAUUAUGAAGAUGAAAACAUUAGGCUUCUAAAACCCUUUCAGUUUUUUAUCACUAAAAGUGAAGCAUGUACUGGUACAUUUUGCUUGUGUGAAGAAGUUCACAUUUUUAGACGGGUAGGCUACUUUAGUUAGUAAAAACAAUCAGAAACACAUCAUCUUAUGGCAUCUAUACUUCUCAAUAUCAAUGGGAUAUGACUUUCUAGUUGCACUGAGAUAUAUUUUCUUUGUUUUUACAAAUGUGUACUUUCUAUUUCAAGUUAUUUCGUGGGAAUAUAAUUAACUUAGAGAAAAGAUUCAUACAUUUGGCCUUAAUUAAGCAGAAUAUUGUACAUUCAGUAAAGGUUAUGUGUCAAAUAUCAUUUUAUGUUGUCUUGAGUUUUAUAGAGAUUUCUUUUCACAUUUUAUAUAGCAUUUUGUUUAAACAAUUCUGUAUACAUUUUGCACUUUACAAUGUUUAGGAAAACAUGAACAUUUCCAAGAAAGGGAUUUAGGUUCAGUACAUAAGAGAUUGAAUGAUGUCUGAGAGGUAUGAACAAAUUGUAUGUUUUUACACGGAGGUACUGACUGAAUGAGAAGUGAUCUGAGCAUAUCACUGCCUUAGCACACCUGGUACAAGAUUAGUACGUUGUUGUGUACUGUGACCAUGACUGAUCUAAUGUCUUUGAAGUGCUUUGUAUUGUAUGAAGUUCUAUGAAAAAUACAAAUAGUAGGCCUAAUGUUAAAAUAAGCUUUUCUUUGGUAGGAGAUCUUUUUAGAAAUGUGGGUAUCGAGAUUUUAAUCUAUAUUAUUGAAACAAUGUAAUGAUACCUGAGAGAAGUUACUUAUUUUCUUGUAACUUGCUUAGAGUCCACUCACAGAGGUUGACCUAUGGUUAGAUACACUACCACUGAAAUAUAAAUAUGCUUAUUUGUAUACAUUUGUCACAUGAUGUAAGAACACGGAAUGCAGAACACGCAUGAAUGCAGAACACACACACUACAUAAUGUAGAAUAUUCACCACACACACGCUAUGGUACCAAAGCUUUUCUGUAUGUUCACAAAUGUAUUUUUAUAUGCAGUAUUUUGUAUGUUAAUUAAAAGUGAUUAUGUGAAAAUAAAAGUUUAUAAUAAAAAUAUGAUAGAUCAGUUCACAAGAAA
This is a messenger RNA of Salmo salar (Atlantic salmon), 5513 nucleotides long. Its product is annotated as platelet-derived growth factor receptor beta-like. Gene Ontology annotation, cellular component: signaling receptor complex; plasma membrane. Gene Ontology annotation, biological process: positive regulation of kinase activity; cell surface receptor protein tyrosine kinase signaling pathway; angiogenesis. Gene Ontology annotation, molecular function: ATP binding; platelet-derived growth factor binding; platelet-derived growth factor beta-receptor activity. The record is from RefSeq and is a predicted model, not a curated record. NCBI's taxonomy places the organism in Eukaryota, Metazoa, Chordata, Actinopteri, Salmoniformes, Salmonidae.